AUGCGAUUUGUAGAAUCAUUCAGUUUUGACAAGCCGCGAGAGUCUGUCGAGAUCCUAUUGAAACGACUACGAAAGGGCAAAGCUAUCGAGGAGGAAGUUGCUGAUUACUUUCGUGAAAGAGCGCAAAUUGAAGAAAGAUAUGCAAAUGAAUUGAAAAUGCUGUCUAGAAAGCAGCCUGCUACAGACAAGGAACAUUUUGGUACAUUUGCUCCGGUGUGGGGACAGGUGCUUUUGGCCACUGCUGAAGUGGCUACUCUUCACUCGUCACUCGCACAAUAUCUAUCAGACAAACUGGACAAGCCAUUACGCACUCGAGCUGAUAUAGAUCCUGACUGGGCAAAACUCAGGACGUAUGAAACUGAUUUUGUCAAGAGGACGAGAGAGUACGAAGAAAAAGUUCUAAAGGCUGCCAAGUUGGGUGGCAAGAAACAACCUAGUGGAACUGGGUUUAUCGCGAAUCGUGCUGAAAAACGUUUGAAUGAAGCCACUGUUACUGCAGAACAAGCCAAAAUACAGUGGAAUAAUGAGGCUGUCCAAAUGUUUGAGAGAUUCCAACGUAUGGAAGAGAAUCGUCUGGGAUUCCUAAAGGUCAUAUUGACAGACUAUGCCACCUUUGAUGCCCAAAAUGCACAAGCUCGUUCGCUUGUGCCAGACAAGACUUUGGCCAUGGCCGUUAGUUUUGACGUUGAUCAAGAAAUCGACCAAUUCUGCAUUAGCAAGAACAAUAUCAACAGGAAUGGCUCAUUGCCAAAUAUAUCAGCAAAUGGUGGUAAUUCAAGAUCUGGAUCAUUCUCGAGGCAAUCGGUUGUGAAUGGAUCAGCUCCUGCAAUGACUAUGCAAAUGACUGGAAGCUCUGAGAUGGCACCCGCUGACUCGCCGACAGCUCAAGUGGAUAGUGAAGGCUUUACGAUACGACCUCAAUCAACUGGGAACAAUCCAUGGGCUGACUCAUCAUCUCAUAGUGCAGGUGAUGAGGAUGAUACUGCCAGCAUCAGCUCUCAACCACGAUUCAACUUUAAUAUCAAAAAGGAAGCUAUUGUGGAAGAACCAGAUGUAGCUUUCAAUACUAUGCGAGCUAUGGCUGUCAAUCUACGAAGCAAUACCUUAGCGAAUAGAGGGACUACCAGAAGACCAGAUGAUCGACCAACAUCUUUCAUCGGAUUUGCAUCAGCUGAACCAACGCCAUUGGACGAGUUAUUUGGGUCUGCCAUACAGGAACCAGAAGCCUCUCCACCAGUUCCGCCACUUAAAGUUACCAUAUCCGAAACGAUAAACGCACUUCUGAGAAACGGUUCAGUAGAUAGGCUACUUUUAGUAGGAGAUAUCACUAUACAGUUACCACCCACCCUUCCGCCACCACGAGGCACCGUGCUGUUAAGGCUUCGUAACGCAACAUCUUUAGAAAAGGCAGUACCCAAUCCAACAUAUAUCCGACCCAUUGACAGCAGCCCCGGUGAUUAUGUGCUAUCGCUGGAUGCUCUGACAGCGGCUGGAGGGAAGGAUGUACCCAUUAUAAAGUACCAAGUCAAAGCAAACGCAUGGGGUGGUGAUGGUCUGAUACCUUUCAUUGUAACUCCGUUCUGGAAGAUUGAACCGGGCUCGACGAGUCUAGUACUAGCAUACCAUCAUAGUAACAAGGGUGGUGCAGCUGGUAUUACACUACGAGAUGUACAAGUGGUGGUGAAUGUUGAGGGUCCAUCUACACUAGUAUUUGGAGCCGUGUCGACAAAACCACCAGGUAUUUUCAGCUCGGAUAGAAAGGCACUGUUAUGGAAGUUGGGAGAUGUUGCUGCACCUCUUACAGAAGGAGAAGAACCGAGUAAACUAGUUGCCAAGUUUGAUACUCCGGAUGGUACGUCAACUGGUGGAUCUAUUGCAAUUAAAUUCACAGGAUCUGGGAGCAUCCUGUCGGAUAUUGGUCUUGAGUUUAUACCAGAGCCUGGACAGACUGAAUCACGAGCGACCUUGUCAGAUGUGGAAAAGAAGAUCACAUCAGGCAAGUAUGGAGCAACGUCAUAG
Synchytrium microbalum is the source of this 2019-nucleotide messenger RNA. RefSeq lists its product as uncharacterized. Gene Ontology annotation, cellular component: endocytic vesicle; cytoplasm; plasma membrane. The record is from RefSeq and is a predicted model, not a curated record. NCBI's taxonomy places the organism in Eukaryota, Fungi, Chytridiomycota, Chytridiomycetes, Synchytriales, Synchytriaceae. The coding region runs from base 1 to 2019 and encodes 672 amino acids. The transcript has 11 exons. Gene Ontology annotation, biological process: septin cytoskeleton organization.